AUGGCUCAUCUGGAUGAAAGACACAAGGACGAAAUCGCUGAUAGGACGUUCCAGCGCGUAAUGGCCAAGUCAACAAUCCGGACAUUCGGAAUAACCAACUGCCCGUUGUGCAACGAUUCCGGCCCUACUGACUCCCCUGAAAUCAUCGAGCACGUGCUCGGACAUGUUUACGACUUUUCCAUGCAUGCUUUGCCCUGGCGAACGCUGCCGGUAAACGACUUUGACAAGCCGAUUCGGACUUUCAACGACGUCGCUCCAACAUGCAACUCAAAUGAGAAGAAAGAAGUGGUUGAGAUGCGACAGCACAGUCAUGCCAGAAUGCUUCAUUGGGUCUGUGAACCUCAUCCAGAAGAAGGGUGGCCCACUCUUGAAAAAAGCGCAAGGAUCCGUGACCUUGACUGGGAUGACUAUCGAGCCGUAGUGGACAAGUUCGAAGCCUCCUCUGUGUCCGCCGACUAUUACGAUCGCCCAGGCGUCGAUUAUUUCAAUGACGAAAACAGCAGUCAUGGGGCGGCAUGCCGAACAGAUCAAUCGAUUAGAACUUCACGCUCGUCCAUGAAGUCUGGUGCCCUAAGUACGUAUUCAGCCCAGGACCAGGAUGAACCCUCACUACCUGUUCAAGAUACAGAUGGGUUGCAACCAUUAUCCGUUGACUUCAUCGAGAACCGCCGCGCUGGUGGCGAGCCGGAGGUCAACUUCGAUCCCAGCGCUCAAAGGUCCGUAACUCUCCCGGUGGAUUCUGAUAUAGCGAUGCUCGAUCACGGAGACGAAGAAUUACAGGAGAGCAAACUGCAAGCAAAAGCUACCGAGGAGAGCUUCGCAGCAGCUCUUGUAGCUUUGAAGAGGAAGAAGAAGAACACCAAUGACCCGAAGAUAGAGGACUUUGACCUCGACGCUUGUCACGACUGGACAGAGAUCACUAAUGCUAUACACGGGGUAGUUGAAAACUACCAUAACGAUGACACGACAUGGGGGCGUAUACAAACCGGGUUUCGACGCGUCGGAGACAAUGCGAAGUCUCUGCAGUCUUUUGUUGGGCUCUUGCCUGAUGGGGCAUUCGAAACUCUCUGUGGAGGGCUUGUAUUGAUCUUGACGGUUAGUGAUCUCCACAUCAUUGUACAGGAUGUCAGGAGCUAA
Messenger RNA from Alternaria viburni, 1137 nucleotides. RefSeq lists its product as uncharacterized. NCBI's taxonomy places the organism in Eukaryota, Fungi, Ascomycota, Dothideomycetes, Pleosporales, Pleosporaceae. The transcript has a single exon. The coding region runs from base 1 to 1137 and encodes 378 amino acids. The record is from RefSeq and is a predicted model, not a curated record.